AUGUCGACCUUUGGUAGCCCCGGCGGACGCCAAAUCACUUCAAAGCCUAUUCCACCAGAACGAGGAUCAUUCCCUCUGGACCACGAAGCCGAAUGUCAACCCAUCAUGAAGUUAUACCUCAAAUGUCUACGCACUAAAAGAGGAGUCAACGACGACGAGUGUCGACAAUUGAGCAAGAGCUAUCUGCAAUGUAGAAUGGAAAGAAAUCUCAUGGCACCCGAUUCAAUGAAGAAUCUAGGAUACGRCGAAGACCCCACAGCCGAUGCAUCGACAGGUGCCGCAGCACAAUCGAGUACCGAAGCGGCAGGAAAGAAUGAACAAAAGACCACAAAGUAG
Messenger RNA from Ramularia collo-cygni, 336 nucleotides. RefSeq names its product related to COX19 Protein required for expression of mitochondrial cytochrome oxidase. NCBI's taxonomy places the organism in Eukaryota, Fungi, Ascomycota, Dothideomycetes, Mycosphaerellales, Mycosphaerellaceae. The coding region runs from base 1 to 336 and encodes 111 amino acids. Gene Ontology annotation, biological process: mitochondrial respiratory chain complex IV assembly. Gene Ontology annotation, cellular component: mitochondrial intermembrane space. The record is from RefSeq and is a predicted model, not a curated record. The transcript is spliced from 2 exons.